Molecule: messenger RNA, 3358 nt
Organism: Hypanus sabinus (Atlantic stingray)
Lineage: Eukaryota; Metazoa; Chordata; Chondrichthyes; Myliobatiformes; Dasyatidae
Gene: mertka
Product: c-mer proto-oncogene tyrosine kinase a
Exons: 19
Coding region: 74-2893 (939 amino acids)
Biological process (GO): protein phosphorylation; nervous system development; cell surface receptor protein tyrosine kinase signaling pathway
Cellular component (GO): signaling receptor complex
Molecular function (GO): ATP binding; protein binding; transmembrane receptor protein tyrosine kinase activity
Source: RefSeq, a predicted model, not a curated record
UAGUUUUGUUUUAAGUGAGAGCGGAGCUGAAGGAGCUUCUGAAGGGGUCGGCUCUGUUCCCUUCUUCCACAGAAUGAUUCGCUUUAUCUUAUUCUGGACGUACAUUUCGUUCCUUCGGUUCUCUUGCGGAUUUGGCCUUGCCUAUGUGCCAAUAUCAGGUGGAGGAUCACAGGAGACUGCUAAAAGGAGAAGGGAGGCUUUGGGAGGAGCAGAAUUUGGAGAAAAGAUCCAAUUCAAGCCUGCAGCCGCAAUGAUUACAGUGUCUCCAGGCAACCCCGCAAGCUUCAAUUGUUCUAUUGUUCUACCUGGAUAUCAACAGGAUCUGCACAUUAAGUGGCUAAAGAAUGGCGAAUACCUAAUUGAUUGUGACCGCUGUUCAUUCAAAGGUAUCUCCUUUAGUGACAGUAGCGGCAGAUCCACGAUCAUGAGCACCUGCAGAAUUGAAAAUGUAGUCCGCUCUGAUGCUGGUGCCUAUUACUGUUCGAUACAAGUAGGUGAUGAGCUGUUUGAGUCGGAGAAGAAAAUCCUUGAAAUAGAAGGUUUGCCAAGUUUUAUUCAACAGCCAGAGUCGAAGAAUGUGUCAAGAAAUGCCAGCUUUAAUCUCACCUGUGAAGCUGUUGGCCCCCCUUAUCCUGUGGAUAUCCACUGGUUACAUGAUGGCGUUCUGAUACAGAGAGUUGCAAACACCACUCUUUCUGUUCUGAAUGUAGACGGUGUCGAUAAACAGACAAGAUAUAGUUGUGAAGCUCACAAUAAGAAAGGAGUUACAGUUUCGAGGAAAGCUCAAGUUAACAUCAAAGAGGCCCCAGAACCACCAGUUGGCCUAUGGAUUCGUAACCAGACGGCGCACGUGAUCGUGGUUUCGUGGAAGCCCGGCUUUGAUGGCUACGCCCCUCUAAACAGUUGCCAAAUCCAGGUCAAGAAGGUUGCAGAGGGUGAAAACAACGUGAUAAGUUUUGUGACCACGACAGUUCCACCAUACAACUACAGCAUCCUUAAACUACAAGCAAUGACUUCUUACAUCAUUAGAGUUUCGUGUAGGAACGAAAUUGGAUGGUCAAACUACUCUUCCGAGAUCCAGGCCAAGACAACAGAAGGGGUCCCAACGGCACCUCCUCAUAAUAUCAGCGUCCUUGUGAAUGAUGCCUCAUUGACUGUUCAAUGGAUUGGACCUCCGGAAGAGGAAAUUAAUGGCAUCCUGUUGGGCUACAUGUUGAGCUAUGACUGGAAAGGUAGUAGGUCCCCUGUUAUAAAAUCACUUGCAUUGGAUGCCGGUGAGAACAUUAGUCAAGGCAUAAUCGAUGUUCAGACAACAAAUGUUACGUACAAGGUCCAAGUGGCUGCAUAUACUAAAGUUGGAGUUGGACCUUACAGCAAACCUGUGCAUGUGUUUGUUGAAAGUAUUGAUGAGGUCCUUUCACCAGUCUCGACUGCUCCAGCUACCAGUGGUAAAAAUGGUCACUUACAGAUGGUCCUGAUUGGAAUGAUUUUUGUCAGCCUUGUCAUGGCAGCCGUGAUUGUUACAGCUGUCAAAAAGCGAGUGAAAGAGACUAGAUUCGGGACUGCAUUCAGCGAUGGAGAAGACACUGAGCCAACUGUUCAUUACACAGUGAAGAAAACCUACUUACGACGGACGGUUGAGCUUUCAUUGGGUCAUCUGGGAGUCCGGGAGGAGUUGAAAGAGAGGCUGCAGGAUGUAAUGACAGACAGGAGCCUCCUGACUCUGGGCAAAGCUCUGGGAGAGGGGGAAUUUGGGUCUGUAAUGGAGGGACAUCUUAAACAGGCUGAUGGCAGUAGCUGGAAAGUUGCUGUUAAAACCAUGAAAUUGGAUGACUUCUCACUGAGGGAAAUUGAAGAGUUCCUGAGUGAAGCAGCUUGCAUGAAAGAUUUUGAUCAUCCAAAUGUCAUUAAACUUUUGGGUGUGUGCUUGGAACUGGGCUCCAGAGAGCAGAUCGCAAAGCCUAUGGUCAUCCUUCCCUUCAUGAAAUAUGGUGACUUGCACAGCUUCCUGCUGCGCUCAAGGCUUGAACCAAAUGCUGAGUACAUUCCGCUGCAGACUCUGCUGAAGUUCAUGGUCGACAUUGCCAGUGGCAUGGAGUACCUGAGUAAUCGGAACUUUCUCCACCGGGACCUGGCAGCCAGAAACUGCAUGUUACAGAUGGAUAUGACAGUAUGUGUAGCAGACUUUGGCUUAUCCAAGAAAAUCUACAGUGGAGACUACUACAGGCAAGGCCGGAUUGCUAAGAUGCCAGUGAAGUGGAUUGCUGUGGAGAGUCUUGCUGAUCGAGUUUUCACAGUUAAAAGUGAUGUGUGGGCAUUUGGCAUUACGAUGUGGGAGAUAGUUACCCGGGGGAUGACUCCUUACCCAGGCAUUCAGAAUCACGAGAUUUAUGAGUAUCUGCAAGCAAAUCACAGGCUGAAACAGCCUUCGGACUGUCUGGAUGAAGUGUAUGACAUUAUGUACUCCUGUUGGCGAAUGGACCCUGUGGACAGGCCUACAUUUUCUGAUUUGAAAUCCAUUCUCUCUAAGGUUCUCGAUAGUUUGCCCAAAAUCCAGGGCAGGGAAGAUAUCAUUUAUGUCAACACAGGAAUUUCAGCAGAGAAGAGAGAGUUGACUGAAGAUGCCUUUUGUGAUGUAGACUUGUCUGAUCCUGCUGAGGUUGCCUUGUGCAGCCAGGAUUGUGCAGAAGCCACUGUUACUGUAGAAAUCCAUGGACCCUUGGACCUGGAAGGACGGUACAUCACCACAGAUGUCCCUGAUCAGCAGGAGAGUGCAGAGGAUGCAACAACGCCUUUGUUACACAAUGCCUGUCAAAGCAACAGAGCAACAUUGCCCCAAUCUGGGGAUAUUCCAUUCGCCGAUGAUUCGUCUGGAGACUCGGUUGUAGUGUGAUGGAUAGAGAAGAGCUCAUGCAUUUAGAGUCAGCAGAGACUGUGGAUGCUGGAAUCUGAAAAGAAAAGCAAACUGCUGGAGGAACUCAACAACAUCUGCGGAGGCAAAGGGAUGAUCAUUGUUUCACAUCGGAAUGCUGAUUGUCCCUUUGACCCCACAGACAUCGCGGGCACCUCCUGCCUUUUGCUCAGGAAGUUAGCUGUGUUAAAUAUAUUUGUCAGUGGACAGAUGUAAAGUGUUGUCGGACCAAAUAUGUUUUCCUAUUUUUUUAAUGCAAAAAAAAAUAGAUGAUACUGUGAUAUAUUACAUGUGUGUUUUAAAUCAGUUGUCAUUUAAGCUGAGAGCAAUCACUUCGGUGAUCCAGUCGUGGCUUGAUGAUAAAUCAGGGACUGUUUUGAAGGUUUUAUUUUUGUACGUUUCCUUUUGGUUCUGAGGAUAUUUGGGGCAUUAAAAUGAUUUAUAGGA